Messenger RNA from Gavialis gangeticus (Gharial), 989 nucleotides. RefSeq names its product DnaJ heat shock protein family (Hsp40) member C19 (gene DNAJC19). Gene Ontology annotation, biological process: protein import into mitochondrial matrix. The record is from RefSeq and is a predicted model, not a curated record. Lineage: Eukaryota; Metazoa; Chordata; Crocodylia; Gavialidae. Gene Ontology annotation, cellular component: PAM complex, Tim23 associated import motor. Gene Ontology annotation, molecular function: ATPase activator activity.
AUGCGCGCGACUCGCCGCCCGGGCUCCGCUCCCCUGCGGGGGGGCGGAGCCCUUUUACGACACUCGGCGCUCACUUUGCGACGGGCCGCGCGGCGAGCAGCAAUGGCUACUACUAUGAUAGCAGUUGGCCUGACACUAGCGGCUGCUGGAUAUGCAGGUCGUUAUGUGUUAAAAGUUAUGAAGCUAAUGCAGCCACAAGUAAAAGAAGCUAUUCAGACACUGCCAAAAUCUACCUUCGGUUAUUACAGAGGAGGAUUUGAUCCUAAAAUGACCAAACGGGAAGCAGCUUUAAUAUUAGGAGUGAGUCCUACAGCCAAUAAAAGUAAAAUAAGGGAAGCUCAUAGACGGAUCAUGCUUUUGAAUCAUCCAGAUAAAGGUGGUUCUCCAUAUGUGGCAGCCAAAAUCAAUGAAGCUAAAGAUUUACUGGACAGCCAAGCUAAAAAAUGAUUGUGAACAUUUGGCUUUAAAUCAGUGGUUUGGUUCACGUGUUUUGAUCAGUGAUCCCAGAAGGGCUGCAAUGCCAAUCUUUUUGAUUUGAUACAAACAGUACUUGAAGUGAAUUCAGGGAACUUCUUCCCUAACCCUCAAGCUUAGACAUAUUUACUGUGAGUGGGGAGGGGCUGUGCUUUACAGUCUGUAACAUGUUCAUUGCUAAACUCUAACCCCGUUUCUACCACUGAACGCCUUUCUCAUUAUAUGAGGGAGAAAAUACAGUCAUUUGAUCUGGCUAAUUCUGAUUCUUGUGUAGGAGAUCUAAACAGCCUGAGACCAUGUUGAGCUAAUUUCCAGUUUACCCAGGAACAUUUGUUUAAAACUCAUGCUGCUAUGAUUUACUAUGCCAAAGUUAGCUAGAUGAUACUAAUGAAAAAAGGCAGGGCUGAAACAACCUGUUCUUGGAGAACAGCAGUGGGGUUUAUUUGUACAGUAAAAAGUAUCUAGAAAUGCUUAUGUUUUUUUAAUCCAACAAAUAAAAGUGAUUGAGAAAUGAA